Staurois parvus is the source of this 356-nucleotide messenger RNA. Lineage: Eukaryota; Metazoa; Chordata; Amphibia; Anura; Ranidae. The record is from the annotation of a GenBank genome assembly.
CAGGAAUGUGCGUGCAGGAGCAGACAGGUAUGGCGGCAACCAGGAUGCAGACCAGGAGCGGACACAGGAGAGUAGGUGUGGCAGCUGGCAGGUAUGGCGGUAACCAGGGUGCAGACCAAGAGCGGACACAGGAGCGUUGGUGCGGCAGCAGGCAGGUAUAGCGGUAACCAGGAUACAGGUAUGUAUGUGCGGCAGUGUCAGACUAGCCGGGUCAGGAUAAAUCGAGCGAAUCAGGUACAAGGGAGCAGGCAAGCGGAUAGUCAGGGAUAAGCCGGGUCAGUGCAGGCGGAGUUCUUUCUUAGUCAGGGUCAUAUCAGAUACAGGCAACAGAAUCAGGUUAUGAAGUGCACAAUGUU